Molecule: messenger RNA, 1506 nt
Organism: Cyanistes caeruleus (blue tit)
Lineage: Eukaryota; Metazoa; Chordata; Aves; Passeriformes; Paridae
Source: RefSeq, a predicted model, not a curated record
CCAUCCUGGGGUGUUGCAGCCCUCCUGCUCCUUGUCCCCACAGCCCAUUCAUGACCUGUGAAGUGAGCCCCACCUUGUGCUAAAACCAUUUCUGGGACAGAGCUGUGAACUGUGUGAGCCACUGAGCAACACUGAAUCACGUUUUUCUCAGUCCUAGCUCAAUGCAGGGCCCCACAGGUAGCAGUGGUGGCACGGGAUGCUGGCACGGAGCCAGCUGCAAGGGUUCAUGAAAGUGGCUGGUGGCACGGUGGAUGCUGUUACCUGGCAACAGUAGUUACUACAUUGAUGGUCGAGUGGCCAAAGUGACAGACUUCCUGAAAACACGCCUGUUGGACACACUCUCAGACCAGAUCAGGAAAAUCCAGAAGGUAGUGAACACGUACACACCAGGGAAGAAGAUCUGGCUGGAAGGUGUUGGCAUGACCUCAGCUGGAGGCAUGAACAACCUCUCCGAUUCGUACGCAGCCGGGUUCCUGUGGCUGAACACACUGGGCUUGCUGGCCAGCCAGGGCAUCGACGUGGUGGUGCGGCAUUCCUUCCUCGACCAUGGCCACAACCACUUGGUGGACCAGAACUUCAACCCCUUACCGGACUACUGGCUGUCCCUGCUUUACAAGCGCCUCAUUGGUCCCAAGGUGCUGGCGAUCCAUGUGGCCGGUCUGCAGAGGAAACCCCGGCCUGGCAGAGUCAUUCGCGACAAGCUCCGGAUUUACGCCCACUGCACCAGCUACCACAAUCACAACUAUGUCCGGGGAUCCAUCACGCUUUACAUCAUCAACCUGCAUCGCUCCCGGAAGAAAAUUAAGCUGGCAGGGACGCUGCGGGAUAAGAUUGUCCACCAGUACCUGCUGCAGCCCUACGGCAAGGACGGGCUCCACUCCAAGUCGGUCCAGCUCAACGGGCAGCCGCUGGCCAUGGUGGAUGAUGGGACUCUCCCCGAGCUGAAGCCUCGCCCGCUGCGGGCCGGCCGCACCCUGGUCAUUCCCCCGCUGACUAUGAGCUUCUACGUGGUGAAGAAUGUGAACGCGCUGGCCUGCCGAUACCGAUAGCCUGCGGCCCACCAGGGACUCGCCAGCCCCGCUCCUGCCCCUGUGCACUGCCCAGGUCACGCUGCCUCCUUGGCAGCCCACGCAGCCUCGCCGUGGGGCCGUGUUGGGCAGCUCCACGCCAUGCCCUCAUCUUCACCCCCAGGAUGUUCUCCACCGUGGCACCACUCCUGCCCUGUGACCGCAGAGCUCCGCGUGCCCUGGCCACCAAACCGCCAGAGCAGUGCGACAGCCAAUUUGCACGGCCUGCCACCCUCCGUCCCGUGAGCUGCGAGGAGCACCCGGGCCCUGGUGCCCACUGGCUGCAGGGAGGGUUGGGGUGCUGAGCCCCGGUGUAUCCCGGGACGGACACCCUCCCGACCCCCUGGUCCCGCUGCCCUUCGGGAUGACUCCUCCAGCAGCCGGACCUUCUCCCCGGAGGCGAGCAGCGCUCCGGUGCAGCAAGCGCAUGGAAGCAGCU